This is a messenger RNA of Asterias rubens (European starfish), 1895 nucleotides long. RefSeq names its product synaptojanin-2-binding protein-like. The transcript has 4 exons. The record is from RefSeq and is a predicted model, not a curated record. NCBI's taxonomy places the organism in Eukaryota, Metazoa, Echinodermata, Asteroidea, Forcipulatida, Asteriidae. Gene Ontology annotation, molecular function: protein binding. The coding region runs from base 165 to 614 and encodes 149 amino acids.
CAUGCAUGCCUAUCUUACUCUCGGCGUCCGUAGAGCUAGCUGACGUCUAAAUGAUCUAGGAACCUUGGAAGCCGGCUUGUGCGAACCGCUCAGAAAUAGCUUUCAACCAGCAAAUCGGAGCCAUUUCAACUACUUUUAAUCAUUAUCAAUAAACUUAGGUAAGCAUGGAGGAAGCACAGUUGGAUCUGGUGGAGGAAAGGAUUGAGUUGGAGAGAGGAACAACAGGUCUGGGUUUCAACAUCAAAGGAGGUCGUGACCAGCCACAUGUACCCCGUGAUUCUGGGAUCUUUGUCACUAAGAUCAGAGAUGACGGAGCAGCAGCUAAAGAUGGCAGCCUACAGAAAGGAGAUAAGAUUCUAGAGAUAAAUGACAAGGAUGUACGGAAUGUACCUCACCAGGAUGCAGUCAAUGAAUUUGUGAGUGCGGGGGAGGCAGUCACGCUGGUUGUACAACAUGGUGCUGAGGACUUACUUAGGGAAAGAUAUGAAAGAUCUGUCAAAGCCAAGGAAGCCAAUGCCCCCAGCAGCUCAUAUCGGAAGUGGAUAGCCCUCGCUAGCAUUGGAGUGGCCACUGUAGGGGUAAUAUAUUUCAUAGUCAAGCAUCGUAAGCACUGAGGCGCGUCGGUUGGACCUUAUCGAAAUCGGAAUCCAUCUCAUUUUUUGUGAUUAUUUCUUCAGAAGGAUCAGAAUGUGCAGUCGAAUAUCUUGUAUCUACUCUAUGUGUAUCCAACCUCUCUCUGUGAAAAGAAAAUAUUUGUUAUGGAAGCAUUAUGUAUACAUUUAUUAUAUGCUCCACAAAAAUGGAGAGUUAAACAACAAAAUUACAUUAAAUUGCAGGCCGCCAUACUUGAGCACGCCCGUAGAACAUACCAAUCACAUGUUUAGUUAAAAGGUUUGUUACAUAUACAUUUGCACCUUCAAUUAGGUUAACCAUUACCAGGGGUUUAUGAGCAUGCUGGAAAAAAAAAUGUGAAAUUGAUCACCCUUGGGAAUGAGGUUGAAUCAGUCUAAGCACAUGUAUGAUUUGGUGGCGACUUGAUCGCCGAGCCAUCAUGCUUUGAAGCAUAGGACAGCUGUUUGCAACAGUCAUAGCUGUAGCUGUAGCCGUAGGAUCCAGACUUUAUCUUUUCGCCCACCAUCUUUUCUUGUCCCCUGUCAACAUUGACCAUGGCUACUGAUUUUCAUUAUGCCUGAAAGGGACCUGACUAUUUUCCUUUCAUUCUUGGUUAGGGGACAUUGGUUUGAACAGGAGGGAAGCUAAGGUGGCUGCACCAAGGCAUCAGGCCUGUAAUUGCAUGCAUGCCCUUGAGGCCAUGGCCUCUGUUGCCCCUGGUCUCGGCCUUGGUGCCCAUCAUGGUUUCUCAUUCCUUUUGCAAAAAGGAACGUGGCCAUCUUGCCCUGUCACAGAUGAAAUUGCAGGCCUGCCAAGGCCUAUUGCAAUGCAAACUGUGGCGCAGUAAUAAAAACUUGGGAGAUUCUGGCCAUUCGUCAUAAAGCCAAGUGUGCAAUAGUUGUGCAUCGUAUUUGCCAAUUUCUAAUCUAAGCAUUCAUGCACUGGAAAAACACCCUGGAAUGGGGGUGUUUUUGUUUGUCUGUAAGAAAUUGUUUUGUAGAUAGAAGAUAUUUGACUGCAUUUUGGGAUAAAAGUGAACAUCACCAAGAAUACUCUUUGUACUCCAGUUUUGUGUGUAUUCAUUUGAAGAUUUCCUGAUAGUUUGAAUGUAUACUUUAUGUGUAGAUGAAUGUUUUAAGAAAUCUUCCACAAAUGAUUCUAAAUCAGACAAAUAUAAAUUAUUGUUGAUGUUAAAUUUUUUUGUUUUCCAUUUUUGAAUGAUUCGAAUUUUGCACUGCUGUUUUUUGAAACAAGUUUAAGGAGAAGUUGACAUACUAAAAAAA